AUGGACCCGAUAUCUGCGAUCGGGUUUGCCUCGGCAAUUGUUCAAAUUCUAGGCGCACUCACUUCGACUGUGCAUAGCCUCGAUAAACUACGGGGGAGAUUCAGCGAUGCGGACUUUACGAUCCAUGCGCUCAUUCAAGAGCUGAGCUGCAUCAAGACAGCUCUCACAAGUUUGAAGGAAUUGCAUCGACUGAAUUCUUCCGAUGUGAUCGUGUCGGAGGAAUUCAACGAACAGAUGCUUACAGCUACAAGCGGCUGCCAAAUCAUAAUGCAGGUUCUAUCCGAGGAUGUGAUGAACAUGGUGCAUGACAGUCAAAGUGGCGACACACUUGGUUUCAGAUCGCGCAUCAGAGUUGUGUGGAAAGAAGAUAUCAUGAAAGGACACCAGGAGAAACUACACGCCCAAGUAAUGGCGUUACAGCUAUUGCUUCAGGUCUGUCAGAGGUUAGAGCCCUUCCUCAUUCCCAAAGGUCGCACAGAAGCUCAUAGGCCCCUCCCUAGUCAUACAUCACAGGAGCAGCUUCGUCUGUUGAGACAGGCAACGACUCGUCGUAUCAUGCGCAAGGUUCGCGACGACACCGAAACCAUAAUAUCGACACGGAGCCAGGCUACAUCUAGCGCAGCGAGCAUUUCGCAACACAGCAGUUUUACACUCGGUGACUCAGCUGUCGGUUUCAACGAUGCCCUCGCAGAUUUGUCCCUAUAUCGCCGGUCAUCCCCGCAGCCCGCCCCGUCCAUCGGAACUUCUAAUAUCCAGAUCGACACAGGCGAAGGCUUUGCAUAUACACCGACACGCGAUAGAGGUAGUGCAAGAGCUUCGUUUGAUGCUCAUCCGCCCCAGCAAGAUUAUCUUCUCUUGCCCACGAGUCCGUCGGCACCAGUGCACCCAGCCCAUAGGAGAGCAGUGUCGUCCCGUGAGGUGCCGCGUCCAAGCCUACCAAAUGUGACUCGGAGCAAGUCUGAUACCAAGGCACCGAAGACAAUAGAAAGAUCUGGCUCUAAGCUUGAAAGAAUAUCCUCUCUACUUCGCCUAAACACCUCAAGCCGCCUAAAUCUUGCCUCUACCUCUUCCAACAGCUCACCAAAAGCAGGCAAAAUUACAUCUUUCACCAGAGUGAAGCCUAAGCGGGAACAAAAUCCUCAUACCAGCAUUGAUUUGACCGGCGAAGAUGCUGCUUCCAUUCCAUCGAUCGUCAAGGCCGCACAAGCUGGUUCCCUGGGUGAGGUAGCACGGCUCAUCGAUUAUGGUAUGAAGAUCGAGGAAAGGCACAAAAAGUCAGGUCGAAAUGCGUUGUUGGUCGCUGCGCAUUGUGGAAAAGAUGAUAUUGUGGAACUUUUGAUUCAACAUCACGCUCGGAUAGACGUGGUUGAUGGGUCCGGCUGGACCGCACUUCAUCUUGCAGCUUCGCGUGGGCAUUGCGACGUGAUAACACUCCUUCUGGAAGAGAGCAACAUUUCUGAGGUUCCAAACUAUCAAGGCCGCACAGCUUUACGAGUUGCUGUUGACCGAAGCCAGCAUGAAGCCGUGCAAAAGCUGCUUAUGUACAAUGCAAAGGUCAACACUCGUGCCGAGAAUCAAAUGACUACCUUGCACAUUGCAGCAAAGCAGGGUGAUGCGGAAAUUGUGAAUAUGCUUGCGUCAAACGGCGCAGAUAUCGAAGCCAAGGACGCUAACAUGAUGUCCGCAUUGCACUAUGCGUGCGAAGGAGGCCAUGUGGAAGUCAUUGCAGUACUUCUGGCUCACAAAGCUAAUAUAGAAGCAAUCGGUCGAGACCGUAAGACACCGCUGAUAUGUGCUGCCGAAUCAGGCCAAUCCCGGGCGGUCGAAUUUCUCUUGAAAUCAAAGCAAAAAGCAUCAGCAAGCGGAACAGAUGACACUGGAAUGACUGCCUUGCAUUGGGCUGCAUAUAAUGGUCAUGAGGAGACAGUGGACAUUCUCAGCCAAAAGAAAGGAUCCCUGGCCAGGGUCAAUGCAAUGGGGCGAACGGCUUUGCACUUAUCUGUUAUGCAGACCCAAUUCGCCGUCGUUGAGCCCUUACUACGCAAGGGUGCCGAUCUUAAUAGCCGAUGUGCGACGGGUCUCACUCCUCUUCAUUAUGCCUGUAUGGCAGACAGUAUCGAGCUGGCAAUGCUAUUACUCCAGCAAGGUGCUGACAUCGAAGCAACUGAAUAUCAGCAUCAACAAAGACCUUUGCAUGUCGCAGCGGCACGAAGCUCAAUCCAUCUUUUGGAACUUCUUUGUACCAAAGGAGCUUCUUUAGAUGCCCGAGACAGCGUUGGAGAUUGGCCGCUAUCUGUAGCAUGUCGCUGUGGGCACGUGGCUGCCGUGGGGAAGUUGUUGAGUCUAGGGUCACCUCUCUAUCAAGAACAACAAGCUACAUCGCGUAGUGACUCUCCGCUAUGCCUGGCUGCUAUGGGAGGCCACCUGCCAGUAGUGUUGCUGCUUCUCGAGCGCGGCGCAUCGGCAUCCAGAAAGGAUGAGGGCGGCUGGCAGCCUUUCCGCCAUGCUGCAUAUCAUGGCCAUGUGGAAGUUCUCAAGGUGCUCUUGACCCACACCCGGAUACCCGACACAGAAGUCUCAGAUGUCAUCAGCAUGCCAGAGACGAUCGGAUUCCACCCAGAUAUUAUGAUCACCGAGGACCGCAAGGCGCGGGUGAGGGAACUACUCAACCAAGCUCUAGCGGAAUCUGGCCAGAUGCCUCCAACUCGUAUCUCAAACAUCGCCCUGACUGUGAAUAAUGGAAACCAUCCUGCUCAAUCUUCACAAGAUCGCUAUUCGCAAGACUGCGAAAGUUUGGUGCCCCAGGAGUUACCCGCAACUCUUGAGCAGGGGUUACCCAGUAGUCGCUCAGCGACCCCUGAGCGUGACUUGACCGCCGAGAUUACACGCCCCAAUGACCGGGAGCAUGUUCAGCUGCGGCUCAGCGAGCAACCCUCACCGCCAAUCAACGCGAACAGUGCCUCCGUUCCCAAUGACCCUCGUGGAACAUCUCCUAUACGUUACACCGAGCAGAAUUCUGCUAGGCGUAAUCCUCGUCGACACCCAGCCAGAGAAGAGCCGCCGGUGUCGGCGACCUUCGUUCCUCAGCAACCUCUUGUCCUUACCUCUCAACGCCCCCAGAAACAUUUGAAAAUACCAUCCCACUCCGUGGAUAUCGGAGUCCCGGUUGCUGAGAGUAUGCCAAUACAAUCCCGUCGGUAUGCACAAAGGAGUCGCAUUCCUCAAAGGACUCCUGCUCCUCGGGAAAUUGUGUUACCGAUAUCAAAGCCGGAACCGCCGGUUGAACAUAUGCAAGAAGCCAUUGAUGAUUCCUUGGACUCGGAUACAGACUCGAUGUGUUCAGUAUAUACGGCACCUGAUGGAAGUGUCGACACCAAUAUUGCCUCAGGGAUCGAUUACCAAAAUGGGCCAUUCGAACUAGCUGCAUGA
This is a messenger RNA of Penicillium olsonii, 3429 nucleotides long. NCBI's taxonomy places the organism in Eukaryota, Fungi, Ascomycota, Eurotiomycetes, Eurotiales, Aspergillaceae. The record is from the annotation of a GenBank genome assembly.